This is a messenger RNA of Centrocercus urophasianus (Greater sage-grouse), 2762 nucleotides long. RefSeq names its product malonyl-CoA decarboxylase (gene MLYCD). The transcript has 5 exons. Gene Ontology annotation, cellular component: peroxisomal matrix; mitochondrial matrix. Gene Ontology annotation, biological process: positive regulation of fatty acid oxidation; malonyl-CoA catabolic process; acetyl-CoA biosynthetic process. Bases 10 to 1461 code for a protein of 483 amino acids. The record is from RefSeq and is a predicted model, not a curated record. NCBI's taxonomy places the organism in Eukaryota, Metazoa, Chordata, Aves, Galliformes, Phasianidae. Gene Ontology annotation, molecular function: malonyl-CoA decarboxylase activity.
GGGCGCGGGAUGAGUCGUCUGGUUCCGCACUCGCGGCUCCUCCUGCGCCAGUCCCAGGCGGUGCCGCGGGGGCUGCUCCGCGCCGCCUCCGACGUAGGCAUGGAGGAGCUGCUGAGCCGCUCCGUGCCGCCGCUGCCGCCCUACGAGACCAAGGAGAAGGCGCCGCCGCCGGCCGAGCUGCGCGGCGCGGAGUUCAUGCGGUAUUACCGCGGCCUGGCCGGGCCGCCCCGCGCUGAGCUCCUCGCUCGUCUGGCCCGCGACUUCGGCGUGGAUCACGGGCGGGUGGCGGAGUUCAGCGCCAAAGUGCUGCAGGCCCGGGAACAGCAGAGGGAGCUGGGAGCCCUGCUGCAGGCCGAGGACCGGCUGCGUUACUACCUGAACCCGCGGUACCGGGGGCUGUUCCAGCACCUGGGCCGCCUGGAGGGAGGGCUGCGCUUCCUGGUGGAGCUGAGGGGAGACCUGGUGGAGGGGCUGGCGAGCAAGGAGGUGGAUGGGCCUCACGUCAAGGAAAUGAGUGGUGUUCUAAAGAACAUGCUCUCAGAGUGGUUUUCAACAGGAUUCCUAAAUUUGGAGCGGGUCACGUGGCAAUCACCUUGUGAAGUACUCCAGAAAAUCAGUGAUUCUGAAGCCGUGCAUCCUGUUAGAAACUGGGUUGAUAUGAAGCGUCGAGUGGGGUCAUAUAGAAGAUGCUACUUUUUUUCUCACUGUGCAAUCCCAGGAGAGCCGUUGAUAGUCUUGCAUGUUGCAUUAACCAGUGAUAUCUCCAGCAGCAUCCAGGCCAUAGUGAAAGAAGUGGAACCUUUAGAAACAGAGGAUACAGACAAAAUUACAACAGCAAUUUUCUACUCAAUCAGUUUGACUCAGCAAGGACUGCAGGGGGUGGAACUUGGGACUUACCUUAUCAAACGUGUGGUAAAGGAGCUGCAGAAAGAACUCCCUCAGAUAAAAACUUUUUCUACUCUCUCGCCUAUCCCCGGGUUCACAAAAUGGCUCGUUGGUCUCCUCUCCUCACAGACAAAAGAACUGGAAAAGAAUGAACUUUUUACAGAAUCAGAACGCCAAGAACUAUCUCAGGUCACAGGAGACUGUACCACCGAAACACUAAAGAAGCUCUUAAACAACAACGAAUGGGUGCGAUCGGAAAAAUUAGUCCAGGCUCUCCAUUUGCCGCUGAUGAGACUGUGUGCCUGGUAUUUGUACGGGGAGAAACACCGCGGCUACGCACUGAACCCAGUAGCAAACUUUCACCUUCAGAAUGGCUCCGUGUUGUGGCGGAUAAACUGGAUGGCAGACACGAGCCCUCGGGGCAUUGCUGCUGCGUGUGGCAUGAUGGUGAACUACCGGUACUUCUUAGAGGAUACAGCCACUAACAGUGCAGCCUAUCUGGGGACAAAGGCCAUUAAAGCCUCAGAGCAGGUUCUUUCCUUGGUGUCGCAGUUCCAGCAGAAUAGCAAGCUUUAAAACUAAGGACGAGUGCUUUUCACUUGUAAGGAGCUGUCAUAUUUUGCAGUGCCUGUAUUUAAAUGUGAUCAUCCCUUAUAAAACAAAUUUACUCAGCACGGCGGGGUACAAAAUUAUCUAAAUUAUCAGCUGUCUUGCUUACACUGCCAUAUAUUCAAAGCCUGAUUUGUUGCAGUUGAAUCACUUGAAGUACUAGACAUCUGUUAUGUACAAAUGAAUUGGAGGUACAUAUUCAGGAGUGAGCAAAUUCUCUCAACCAAUCCAAUGGUAACUUGUAUGGCUGAAGUAUUUUCCAUACUAUUAUUCUGUUGGUAAUAAACAUGUAUAAAUGUCAUGGUUUUGGCUGGGGUAGAGUUAAUUUUCUUCAUAGAAGCUUAUAUAAUGGUGUGUGUUGGAUUUUUGGUACAAUAAUGUCAAUAAGACUGUGAUUGUAGUUGCUGCUGAGCAGUGCUUGCAUGGAGCCAAGAACAUUCCAGCUUCUCGUGCUGCCCCGCCAGCAAGCAGGCUGCAGAUGUGCAGGAAGCUGGAAAAGAACAGCUGACCCAAACUGGCCAAAGGAAUAUUGCAUAUUGUAUGGUGUGCACCCAGUGAUAAAAGCUUGUUGUAAAGCAGGAGGAAGAGGGGAUGCUGGCAGUGUUGGCCCUAGAAUUUGCCCUGCUUCCCUGGCAGUCGCUGCACUGUCUGCCUACCAAUGGAAUGUAGCAAAGUAAAUCAUUGUUUUGCUUUCCUUGCACACACAGUGAGAACCCACCAGUUCUUGUGCCUUUACCUUUUUUAUUUCCUUCCCUCAUUCCAUGUGGGGAGAGUGGGCAAGCAACUGUGUGGUCCUGAGCUGCCUUUGGGGUUAAACCACAGUGAUAAACUGUGUGUCUUCUGUGCCUUUAGACGGUGCUGCGCUUCUCUGUCACACUGCCCCUAUAGGUAGAUUAGUACUGAAGAACCUGCAAAGAAGUACUGCAUGAAGGUGAAUUUUUUGGUCAAGUAUAUUAGCAAAACACUGGUGUACAAUUUUAUGUCAGUAAUGACUUUGUCUUUUUCUCCCUCAGACAAUUUAAUGUAAAACCACUAAAAUUCACACUGAAUCUUUGCUUUGUUGGAGCACUGAAAAGCCUUGCAUAAAUGUUCUUGCAAAUCAGGGCUUCUCAGGGAAGCAGGUACAUAGUGUUAUAACUGCACUUUUUUCUGCUGAAGUAUAAUGAGCAAGAAGGAAGUGUUGAAGUAGAAGAGCUGAUAAAGACAUGUUUUAAUGAAGAGGUAGGUGUGAUUUGUAAACCAAUAAAAUAAACUUUCUCAUUAAAUCA